AACUACACUCCCCACAACCCCUUGCGCAUCUCUCGCUGCGGUUGCUUAGGGCCAAUCGGGAGAGGCAGCUGUGGCGGGGGCCGAGGAGGGACAUUUUAAAAGGGCCGGAGAUUGCGGGCGUCAGUGGCCAUGGCGGAUACAGCGACUACAGCACCAGUGGCAGCAGCUAGUGCCGCUAGCGCCUCGAGCGAUGCACCUCCUUUCCAACUGGGCAAACCUCGCUUCCAGCAGACAUCCUUCUAUGGCCGCUUCAGGCACUUCUUGGAUAUCAUCGACCCUCGCACACUCUUUGUCACUGAGAGACGUCUCAGAGAGGCUGUGCAGCUGCUGGAGGACUAUAAGCAUGGGACCCUGCGCCCGGGGGUCACCAAUGAACAGCUCUGGAGUGCACAGAAAAUCAAGCAGGCUAUUCUACACCCGGACACCAAUGAGAAGAUCUUCAUGCCCUUUAGAAUGUCAGGUUACAUUCCUUUUGGGACGCCAAUUGUAGUCGGUCUUCUCUUGCCCAACCAGACACUGGCAUCCACUAUUUUCUGGCAGUGGCUGAACCAGAGCCACAAUGCCUGUGUCAACUAUGCAAACCGCAAUGCUACCAAGCCUUCACCUGUAUCCAAGUUCAUCCAGGGCUACCUGGGAGCUGUCAUCAGCGCCGUCUCCAUUGCUGUGGGCCUUAAUGUCCUGGUUCAGAAAGCCAACAAGUUCACCCCAGCCACCCGCCUUCUCAUCCAGAGGUUUGUGCCGUUCCCUGCUGUAGCCAGUGCCAAUAUCUGCAAUGUGGUCCUGAUGCGGUACGGGGAGCUGGAGGAAGGGAUUGAUGUCCUGGACAGCGAUGGCAACCUCGUGGGCUCCUCCAAGAUUGCUGCCAGACAUGCCCUGCUGGAGACGGCGCUGACGCGAGUGGUCCUGCCCAUGCCCAUCCUGGUGCUACCCCCGAUCAUCAUGUCCGUGCUGGAGAAGACAGCUCUCCUGCAGGCGCGCCCCCGGCUGCUCCUCCCCGUGCAAAGCCUCGUGUGCCUGGCAGCCUUCGGCCUGGCCCUGCCACUGGCCAUCAGCCUCUUCCCGCAGAUGUCAGAGAUUGAAACGUCCCAGUUAGAGCCGGAGAUAGCCCGGGCCACAAGCAGCCGGACAGUGGUAUACAACAAGGGGCUGUGAGUGUGGUCAGCGGCCUGGGGACCGAGCACUGUGCAGCUGGGGAGCUGAGGGGCAGGGCCAGAGACUCAGGCUGCACCUGCGGGGAGCCGCAUGCCAACCCCAGCAAUCCGGGGCUCGGGAGAGUGCUCAACCUGCAGUGGAGGGAGACUGACCCAUUCACAUUUUAACAUAGGGAAGAGGAGUUCUAACACAUUUCCUACAGAGCAUAAUCAAGUGCAUUUCUGGGCCUUAUGUGGGGUUGUCAAAACUCCACUCAGCACAAUUAUGUGAGAAGCUGAAAAAUCGUAGCGUGCCCAUGGGGUAGAAUUACAAUCCUUUUAUACUUUUGAUUUCUUUUUUAUUUUUAUUUUUUAUCAGAAUCAAAUCUGAGCCUUAGUUUCAGCUGACCAGAAAUGGCAGGACAAGUGGGGGGAGCCAGAUUAGGCCUAGAGCUAGGUUGGUUUGGUGGCCAGGCUGGUAAAUUUAGGCUAUUACAGUGGCCAGCCCAGAUGGCUCCCCAGGCUGGCAUGGGGAGGGGAGAGAAGGAGGUCUGCACCCCACAGGAUGAACUAGCCAUGACAAAGGUCCUCAGGAAGUGGUCCAGGGAAUCGGGGAGCACCGGAGGCCUCUGCACGAUUGUGUGGGCAGCUGGCUCUGAAUGUAGCCAGUCCAUGUCCAUUCCAGAGCUGCAGAACUGGCACCUCUGAGUGAAGCCCAGUGACCCUGGAGCUAGGGUCCCCCUUCGUGGAGCUCUGAUUCAGGGCCCCUGAGGUGACCCCAGCUCCAGGCAAGAAUCCCAGAGAAGGAAUGGUGCUUGGCAGGAACCGUGGACCUGCACUUGACCUCUUUGAGAAGAUCCUCCUUCCAGGCCCCAGGCUGGACGCUGGGGCUGAGAGUGGGGCUGGAACUGGGCUCGCCGCCUUCCGCAGAGCUCCAGCCACCAAGGCUGCCUGCCCCAUCCCAUCCCUUUCUAAGCAGGAAGGUCCCAUGCCUGAGAACGCCUAGGCCAGCUCCUUAGACACCUAUCAGAGAAGCAGCAUCAACCCAGGAACAGCUGGGCCUGGCUCUGGCCGUAAAUGGCAUUGUGAUGUCGGACAAAUUCAUUUCCUUCUCUGAUCCUCCGCUCCCUGUCUGAAACCAGAAGACUGGAUCAAGGGGUUCCCACUGGCUCCUCCAGCAAGACCUUGUCUUUGCCUGUUGUGCCUAGAUGCUGGUCAUCCUGGGCAUGUCCCCAAUGUGGACACUGGACUGCGAAGGGGGCAGGCCCCUUUGGACUAGCAAUUGGCCUCAGAACCUGGACCUUGCCUUCUGUAUGUGACCCCAUAUCCCGGGAGCACUUGACCUUCGCCAAACACUUCACAGUUCUGGCGGAGGAGGUAACACAGAUACCUGGACCUGAUGGUGGGGCCACACCUGCGUGUCACCUUUCACUCCUGCAGCCUCAGAGGCCCCUUGCUGCCGGCUCUCAUCUCCUUCCCAUUUGCUGGCCAGGAAGGAAGAGCAAGCUCUACAAAGAGAAGCAGAGCCUGGGGUGGGUGUGAGCACGUGACCCCUCACCUGAAAGGCCCAAAACAAGGGGAAGCACCGGCCUCAGUGCAGCCCUGUCCUGACCCCACCUGGAAAGUAAGCCUCCACCUGCAGCCCCGGGCCUCCCUCCCCUGGGGACUCCACCUCAGGGGAGAUUUGGGCCAGAGGCAAACAUGCAUGUGUAGGAAAAGGCUGGCACAGGGCAGCAUCUUAGUAAGUGUGCUGAGGCAGGUCUUCCUUGGGCAUUGCAGUUGCCUCUCUGCCAGCCCCUGGUUCCCACAGCUGGCUCUGCAGCGCAUUGCCCUGAGGGGCCUGCCACUCUCUUGAGGAGUGGCCCACCUACUGCCUGUGAGGAGAGGGAGAGGCUUAGACAAGCCUGGAGGACAAAGCAUUGGGGGAAUGGGGGGGUGCCAUGGUGUUAGAGGGGCAGGCUUUUUUGAGCCAAUCCCACCGUCAUGUGAAUAUGCCAAUGACUGCUGGCAUGUCUGGGUCUUCUUUUGAAAAGCUCACUUUAAGCUCACCCUGCUCCUACCUAUCAUAGAGUUGUCUUGUGCACUUUAUCUUGAGACCAAAACUGCCUGACCACCCCCCGCCCUCCCCUUGCCAGAGGCCUGGCAGAGAUGGGUGCCCUGGCCCAGCCUGUGGCCUCAGAUCUCAUAACAUACUUGCUUUGUCUCCCCGGUGAUUUCCAUCAUGCUCACAAAUGCAGUUUCAGGUGAGCCGAGGGGUCUGCUCCUGUGGCGUUACAGUGGCAGAGGAUCCAGAUAGCCCAGGGUGAGGGUGACAUAGAGACAGUGGGCCAUGCCACUAGGCCCCGGUCUGGCUUUGGAAAGCCCGGUGAGGGGAAACCUUCACCCAGCACCCAUGCCCUAUUUUGCUGAGGCCCAAGGAAGGGAGGCCUGAGGGGUAGAUUGGUUCAUGCUUGGGGCGGAGGCUGUGCCAGAACACGGGCCACACCUGCAGUGGUUCUCCAGCCCUGGUGUCCCUGCCCGGCCCUCCUCUGGUCACUUCAAACAUUCCCUCAUGCUUGGGGAUGCCCUUCUUCCAUUUCCAGACAGUAAUGUGAGGGUGCAGGGACCAGAACCCCAAGAUGUCAAGCUGGCCAUGGAGUCAAGCUGGCCGACAGACUCCUUUCACUUUCUGGUUAUGAGCUGACUUGUUUUGAGUUCUGGCCUCUGGCCUGGGAGAAGGUCAGGAGCCUAGAGGAGGAGAAAGGCUGGUGGACAGACCUGGGGUGGUCUUCAAGCCUGGACCAGUGAGAGUGGGGCCCCAGCAGGCAAGCCUCAGCCACUCCCAGGGGCCUUUGCAGUGUCUUUUUAACCUCAGAACAUUUCUCAAUCUAUGUGAUUUAUGUAAUACUAAUGAGCUUUGGGCAAUAAAUAAGGGAUUUAAAGCA
Saimiri boliviensis boliviensis (Bolivian squirrel monkey) is the source of this 4054-nucleotide messenger RNA. RefSeq names its product sideroflexin 5 (gene SFXN5). Gene Ontology annotation, molecular function: monoatomic ion transmembrane transporter activity; citrate transmembrane transporter activity. Gene Ontology annotation, cellular component: mitochondrial inner membrane. The record is from RefSeq and is a predicted model, not a curated record. Gene Ontology annotation, biological process: citrate transport; mitochondrial transmembrane transport; monoatomic ion transport. NCBI's taxonomy places the organism in Eukaryota, Metazoa, Chordata, Mammalia, Primates, Cebidae.